Molecule: messenger RNA, 1288 nt
Organism: Elgaria multicarinata webbii
Lineage: Eukaryota; Metazoa; Chordata; Lepidosauria; Squamata; Anguidae
Product: fibrinogen-like protein 1
Exons: 8
Coding region: 77-1111 (344 amino acids)
Biological process (GO): blood coagulation
Source: RefSeq, a predicted model, not a curated record
UGAGAGACGUCAUCUCCACUAAGAGUUUGGAAGCAAAACUGUUUAUCAUCGGUAUUCAGCCCCUAGAAGCACUUGGAUGUAUCGGGCUGCAAUAAAUGAGCUCUAUAAAAUGAAUGUCACGAUGACUUGGCUGCUGAUACUUCUGGUGCUGCCGUUUUGUUCAUCUUUUUCUCGGCUUUCGGAAAGGGAUGACUGCUUAUUAGAAAACAGCAAACUACGGCAGAAGUUGAAGACGCUCCAAGAUUUAUCCCAGUUAUAUAAACACCAUCUGAAGGACCUCUUGGAGAACAAUUAUCACAGACAAAAAAGCAAGGUUUUCUCUUUCGGGGAGACAAUGCAGCAGGACACGCUUUUGCCCACAACUAGUGGAAGUCUCUUCGUCUCUGACCAAGAUUGUGCAAUGGCGUUUAACCAUGGAAAAACUGAAAGUGGAUACUACAGAAUUAGACCUAGAGUGGACAGGGAUCCUUUCCUUGUGUACUGUGACAUGUCAGAUGGAGGAGGGUGGACUGUGAUUCAACGGCGGAGCAACGGCAAAGAGAAUUUCUACAGGCAAUGGGCUGAUUACAAAGAAGGGUUUGGACAGAUGCAGAGCAAGAAUGAUGAAUAUUGGCUGGGUAAUGAUAAGAUCUAUAAUCUGCUACUCAGAGGAGAAAUCUCAUUGAAAAUUGACCUGAUGGACUGGUAUGGGGAGAGACGCUAUGCAAUUUAUGAUGAUUUUCAGAUCAAGAACGAAACGAACAAUUACAGGAUAGGCUUUGGCACCUUUUCCGGAACUGCUGGAGAUGCUUUUUCUGGAGGGAGCAACUUUGACAGCCAGUGGUCUGCAUCGCUCCAUGGGAUGCCCUUCUCUGCUCCCGACAGGGACAAUGACAGGUUUCUAACAGGCAGUUGUGCAGAAGAGAACCAAUGCGGCUGGUGGUUUAACAGAUGCCAUGCAGCAAAUCUCAAUGGGAUAUAUUACAAGAACGGGAAAUACACUGGAUCCUUAGACAAUGGAGUGGUUUGGUCAACAUGGCAAGGGCCAUGGUAUUCCCUGAAAUACACCGCCAUGAAAAUCAGGCCCCCGUCUUUUUUGGAUGGAGAGAGUGGAGAUGGUGAAACCAGCUAAGAUGCUAUGAAUAUGCAUCUUGAAAAGAGAAAAUAUCAUGCAAAAAGUAUUUGAGAGAUAAUAUGCAGUUCUCAGCUUAAGUCAACUUGGUUGCAAGUUACAGAGCUUGAGCUGUGUCUGUUCAGAAGCUGCUUCUAAAUUUGUAUGAAGAAUAAACCCUGCACUUAGAAGCAUUUU